Komagataella phaffii GS115 is the source of this 2376-nucleotide messenger RNA. RefSeq lists its product as uncharacterized. Lineage: Eukaryota; Fungi; Ascomycota; Pichiomycetes; Pichiales; Pichiaceae. The record is from RefSeq and is a predicted model, not a curated record. The coding region runs from base 1 to 2376 and encodes 791 amino acids. The transcript has a single exon. Gene Ontology annotation, molecular function: carboxypeptidase activity.
AUGUCAUAUCAACAACUGGCAGGGGAAGAUCCGCCAAGAUUGCCUCCAGAUUAUAAUGAUAUAGAGCGUUUCAACAUCGAAGAGCCUGAGUCUGAACAGGAACGACGCAGUCUCAGAGAAGUUACACGAGAUAUGGCUGACCAACUCAACUCCAAGCUGGUUAUACCAAUAACCCGAGUGCUGGAUCCAGUGUACGAGUACUACUCUAUAGCGAGCAUGAAAUUCGAUUCUUAUUUGGCUAAGGUAGGGAAUCCUUUGAUAGUCAAGAGACUAUUUUUCGUUUUUCUGGUGGCCCUACUCAUGUAUGUCAUCACUAUCACUGGAUUAUACGACAAUGCAUACGGUUCAUAUACGGGUGAGUUCAGAAGCAACGAUGCUCUGUUUGCCUUUUUGGAUGAACAGGUUAGCGGAGCUCAGUUAGAAGAACAACUGGAGUAUAUUUCAUCAAUGCCCCAUGCAGCAGGAACUGCAGGAGGGCUGUCUUUGGCGAGAUACGUGGACAAGUUCAUUGCUGAUUGUGGACUAGACCUCAGAGAUUUUUUCGAAGUGAGGCCAUUCAUAAACUAUCCUAAUGAAGUGUCAUUAAAGCUCUAUAACGAGAAAGAGGAGGAAAAAUUCACAGCUAAACUGAAAGAGCGAGGUAUUAAGGAAGAAGGUGGCGAUGAUAUGCAACUUAUCUCCUUUAAUUAUAACUCAAUGUACGGUGAGCAUAGGGGAAAUUUAGUCUAUGCCAACUAUGGUUUAUCUCGUGACUUCAACUAUCUCAAGGACAAGAACAUUGAACUGAAAGACUCUGUUUUACUAAUAAGAAAUGGGGUUGUCCCAGCUUUCCAAAAAGUCCAAUACGCAGAAGUAUUUGGCUGUAAAGGUGUUAUUUUUAUAAGUGACCCUGAUUCAUCCAGUGGGUACGAUAUGUUUUCUAUUGAAAGAGAGGAUGUUGGAGUUUCAAAUUUUGCUCCGGGUGAUAUUCUGUCACCUGGUUUCUCCACUGCAAAAUCAGACCAUCAGUACCAUUGGGACGACUCUCCAGGUACUUCACGCAUAGUCACAAUCCCAAUUUCAUGGGCAGACGCAAUCCCUCUUCUUAAGUCGUUAGAUAAUGUGGGAGAAAAGGUUCCAGAGAGUUGGAACUUAAACAUCAAGGGAGAAAAGAUUGCAACAUUUACCGGUGGAAGUACCAAAUCUCAAGUUCACAUUGUGAAUCAUCCAAUAAUGAAAGAACAAAAAUCUAUCUGGAACGUGUUGGGCAAGAUCCAAGGAAGAGAACAAGACGAAGAAGCUAUUGUCAUCGGGGCCCAGCGAGACUCAUCUUGUUUUGGGGCAUGCGAAUCUGGAACUAGCACGUCCAUUUUACUUAGUUUGAUAAGGAUCUUUGGUGAGAUGUCCAGACGUCUGAACUGGAAACCAUUAAGAAGCAUUUAUUUUGCGUCAUUCGACGGAACAAACUUUAAUAUGGCUGGUUCAACUGAAUGGGUGGAGGCGAGAUCUCGAGAACUUCGUAGACAGGCCUACUGUUAUAUUGAUUUAUCUGAUGCAAUCACCGGUAAUCAGUUGGAUAUAAAAUCGCAUCCUCUUUUGAAGACAGCUAUUGAGAGUGCACUAUUUCAGGUGACCGAUCCAAUUUCCAACGAAACUUUUUCACAACUGAAGACUAAGAUCUCACCUCUGGAUGGUUUAAAGAGAAAUUACAUUCCUUUUACCUCGUAUGAAGCAAUCCCGUCACUGGACAUUGGGUUUCGUUCGCCCGAAGGUUACCCCAAGGGGAGUUGUCUUGACUCUUUUGAAAGGUUCAAGGAAAAGCAGGUUGACCCAGAUAUGCAGUAUCAUGAGACUUUAGUCAAGAUUAUCGGUAGAAUUAUGAUUCAUCUGACCAAUGAGCCUAGUAUUCCGUUUGACUUUGGUGCAUAUGCUAAUGAACUUGCAGGCAUAAAAGAAGACGUUAACAGAUACUACAAAGAUGUGUUAGGAGAUGCUAAUACACUGAACUUUCAAAGCCUGGACUCCUCAUUGGGCCAGCUUCGUCAUGUGAGCGAUCAACUCUCAGAAUGGAUCACUGGAUGGAGUAAUGACGUCGGGCUAAGUGGUGGUUUGGAAUCUACGCUUUUAGCAAUCAAUAGGUGGACAUGGAACAACAGACAGAGUUUAUUUGAAAAAAAACUACGAAGCAAUUAUGGCAUUCCCCGCCGACCCUGGUUCAAGAACCUCAUUUACGGCCAACAGUACAUCAUUCCUGAUCAUCCCGAGAAUUAUCUCUACAGUACUUUCCCGGGAGUCAGAGACGCAAUUUACAACAAAGACGCUGAAUCUGCUCAACAACAAUUGGAAGACAUUGCAAAAUCCCUUUCCAACGUUUGUGAAGACUUCUUAAGUAGAUGA